GCACGCCGGGAGGGCCAGCGGGGGACCGGGCCGUGCGCUCCCGCUCUGGGCGGGGCCGGCGGCACGGCCUCCAGACAGUGGGCGCCGGCGGCCUCCUAGCGCCGGAAAGCCGGGCCUGCGCGCUCGGGAGACCUGCGGGCUAGCGGCGCGGGCGUGACGGGCGGGGCAACUAGCGGGUCUGCUUUUCGUUUCCUUUUCCUCCUUCUCGCAGUCUCAUCCCGGACACCGGAAGGUGCAGGGGCAGAGCCUCGGACAGACCCACCCUCUCUGCCCCUCUCGUGUCUGGCCGCGAGGGCGCCCAUUCCUCUUUGGACCCACCUAUUAAAUCGGUUUCAGGAUCUUCGACUCUGGAUGCAGAACCUCUCAGGGUUGGCUGGAGGCCUCCUGAUGCAGUGAUGCAGUCUGAAUCCAGCCGGUGUGAAGAGGAAAUGCCUUCCCUCUUGUGGGGUUUGGAUCCGGUGUUUCUAGCCUUUGCCAAACUCUACAUUAGGGAUAUCCUGGACUUGAAAGAGUCCCGCCAGGUGCCAGGUGUAUUUUUUUACAACGGGCAUCCAAUAAAACAGGUAGAUAUCUUGGGAACUGUAAUUGGAGUGAGAGAAAGAGAUGCUUUCUACAGUUAUGGAGUGGAUGAUAGCACUGGAGUUAUCAACUGCAUCUGCUGGAAAAAGUUGAAUAAUACCGACUCCUCAUCAGCUACAGCUGCUACAAAUGCAAGAGAGCUGAGCUUAACCUCACAGCUUAAGAAGCUGCAGGAAACCAUUGCGCAGCGAUUAAAGAUAGAAAUUGGGGACCUUGUCCAGAUCAGAGGUCACAUCCGCACGUACAGAGAAGAACGAGAAAUUCAUGCCACCGUUUAUCAUAAAGUGGAUGAUCCAGUGUGCAACAUUCAAAUCGCAAGAAUGCUCGAGCUGCCCACCAUCUACAGGAAAGUUUAUGACCAGCCUUUCCACCGCCCAGCCCUGGAGAAAGAAGAGGCCCUGAGCAGCAAUCCAGGCGCCUUGAACCUCAACAGUCUCACAUGUCUGCUGAGCGAAAAAGCUAAAGAAUUCCUUGUGGAGAACCGAGUGCAAAGCUUUUACCAGCAGGAGUUGGAAACGGUAGAGUCCUUGCUGUCGCUGGCCAACCAGCCCGUGGUUCACAGCACCCACCCUGGGCAGGUGGAUUUUAAAAAUGACACCACCUCCAAGGCAAUUCAUAGUAUAUUUAAGAAUGCUAUAAAGCUGCUACAGGAAAAAGGAUUCGUUUUCCAGAAAGAUCGUGGUUUUGAUAACCUAUUCUAUGUAACUAGAGAAGACAAAGAAUUGCACAGAAAGAUCCUGCAGAUCAUUCAAGAGGACUGCCAGAAACCAAAUCCAACAUAAGAACUCUGAGAAGAUGAAGGAAGCUCUUGGAAAACUCUCUGGGGCUACAUUGGGUCGCUCAUGUUCUGAAGAACAACCAGAGGGUCCCCUGAAAAGGAGGAAACUAGCACACAUUCUUCUGCUCACCGCGUGUACAUGUUUCAGGAGCUGGGACCCCUGCAUAUAGUUCAUGCAGGCAAGUAGACAAAUAGCGCUCUGUCUGGUCAAAGACUUGUUUGAUGAUCCAUGAUGAUCCCUAUCUGGUAAGCUCCCAGUGCUUCUCAUCCCUAUAAGACACUUCUUUCUAAUUAUUCCUCCCUCUGAUAGUGUGCCAGGACUCUGCCGGGAGAAAGCCAAGUGGAUAGAAGUCUAUUCAGUGAUGAGGAACCCAAGACUUAGUGCCAAGGAUUAAAACCAAGCAACCCAGUCAUUGUCCAUUGGAGAAAACAUCCACGCUUCCUUGUUAGUGUGGUCUCUUCUCUACAAGUGGCCUCUACAGUGACUGCCCCAAAGAAGCAUUUCAUUGUUUCCUUACUAGAUUUUCGUGAAGCAUACAGGCAAACUCAGGAAGACGCGGGUGAGCCUUGCCGAGAAGCCAGCCACAGGCGCCAGCAAAGAACCAGGACCAUCCUGACGGGAAAUAGUGUCUGUGGAUAAAGAACUUUGCAGUAGCUUUUAUUUGCAUAAUAGUCUACUGGUGGAGGCUCUAAACGUGAUCCUAAACUCCUAUAUAAGUGAGUUUUUACUUAAUCUAGAAUUUUUUUUAAAAAAGCCUAUUUUUAUUGAUCUUUUAUUAGUAAAACCAAACUAAUAAAUCCCAGGUCUGUGUUCACACACAUUCUAAAUCAAAUCUCAAAUUCUAAACCAAAUCCCAGGAGUUGCCUGUGGUGCAGUGGUUUAGGGAUCCAGUGUUGUCACUUCUGUGGCUCAGGCUGCAGCUGUAAUGGGGGUUUGAUCCCUGGCCCAGGAACUUCUGCAUACCACAGGCACAGAAAAAAACAGACAAACAAACGCAAAUUCCUGAAGAGACUCCAGUCUCUCCCUGUAUGUCAAAUUAAAAUGAUAGGUUUUGCUGUAGAACAUAAAAAGAGGGAUUUUGAAGACCACAUAACAACCCUAGGUUUUUUUUUUAGAUAGAGACAGUAAAGUGGUGUCUCAUUAAUUCAGACUGAUGUGGUGAAAGGUUUGUAUAAAUUAGUGAAAAGCCUGGGUUUGAAAUAGUGAUAUUUUAUGACUUUAGGUCUACCCAGUGUUCCAUGCACAUCUGAAUUACCAUGAGGGAACAAGUUUGCUGCUCUUGGGAAACCUGCUUUAAAGAAUAAGAAUUAUUUAAAUCAUGUGUCAUCUGUUAUUUUUCAGUAUUAUUUAA
Messenger RNA from Phacochoerus africanus (Common warthog), 2709 nucleotides. RefSeq names its product STN1 subunit of CST complex (gene STN1). NCBI's taxonomy places the organism in Eukaryota, Metazoa, Chordata, Mammalia, Artiodactyla, Suidae. Gene Ontology annotation, biological process: double-strand break repair via homologous recombination; nucleotide-excision repair; DNA replication. Gene Ontology annotation, cellular component: CST complex; chromosome, telomeric region; site of double-strand break. The transcript has 10 exons. Gene Ontology annotation, molecular function: single-stranded telomeric DNA binding. The coding region runs from base 396 to 1361 and encodes 321 amino acids. The record is from RefSeq and is a predicted model, not a curated record.